Molecule: messenger RNA, 1207 nt
Organism: Spirodela intermedia
Lineage: Eukaryota; Viridiplantae; Streptophyta; Magnoliopsida; Alismatales; Araceae
Source: the annotation of a GenBank genome assembly
AUGGCGCCAGUUCGCGGCCGUAAUGCAGUCACAAAUGGCGGGGAGAUGAUGAAGUGGAGCAGGUCCCUCCGUGGAAAGUCAAGCGGUAGCAGAUGAUCUGAGUUGAAGCAGCCGCGAUAUACAGCGACGCCCAACCUACGCGAUAGUCUGAUCUCUGUCUUCUUCUUCUCCUGACGAAGCAACCACGGCAUCACUUUUCUCAGCGAUGACAACCGCGUGUUCGCAUGUCAGCCUUUAAUUGAAGAUAUUAUCUACUUUAUGGAAAUAUUUAAUUAUUGAUAAAACAAAAUUUUAAAGAUACUCCCGUUGACAAGUUCAAAGGGCUAAGGAAAGCCAUUGAUUAGAGUACUAUUUCUAGUGGAUGGGAGUCCAGUUAGAAAGACUUUCUGGCGUCUUAUUGGUUGGUAGUUUUGUUUCCCAUUACGGUGCACGGAGAGAGUGACAUCGUUAUCGAUGAAAAUAGUGGUGCCUCACCUUGUCCCACCGAGGGAGGGAAGGAGCAAGGGAGAGAGAAUUAUUGAGCGAGGUGAAGAAAUCUUGAGAGAGAGAAAGAGAGAGAGAGAGGAGGAGGAGGAGGGAAGAUGGUGGCAGUGGGACAAGCUCGUACGAGUAAUCUAUCAGGAUGAGUUCUUUGCGUCGGCGACGACCCAUGUCUAGGCCUAACCCUUAAUUAACUAAUGUACCCGUCAUCCUCGAGAGAGGAAGCGACGAACACCACCCCAUCGCCCCUCCCUCUCCGGCGAGAAUCACGUAGGCCGCCGGCGUCUUCAUUUCCAGCGCGUCGAUAACCUUUCCCCAAUUAAGAUAUUAUGUCCUCUUUUCCCAGAACGAGAGAUGGAUGCCCCCCCGCCCAUGGUCCCCCCCAUCGGUCAUCAUCCUCUUUAUAGCUUUCUCAUCUCUCUCUGUCUCUCGCUACCUCGCAGUUCGCCGAGAGAAUUUUAUAAAGGCAGGCGUUGUACAGCCUCCUCCUCCCCGCUUCCAAUCCGAUGCCAUCCAAAAGACGGCGGUGGGCCGGGUGUCACCUCGGGAAGCCGGCGACGACGAGGUCCCGGCGGCUCAUGUGGGCGGAACGGGGAGUAAAUGGCGUUGCCCUCAACCUCUGCACGCCACCCGUCGCCUGAUCACUGUUCAUGGCGUCAUUCAACCCUCAAAUGGCACCACCAUGCAACAACAGGCACUGCCCCCCUACGCAUCUAACUCCAUAUAA